GGUAGUUGGUAGUUGGCUGCUGGCAGCAUCAUUUCGACCGUCGUAGCAGAGAUACAGCUACAAUAUACAGUACUGGAUAUUAAGCCACAUAUACAACCAGUUUCUAAUACCAACGCAUUUUGGAUGGUAAUCAGUCAGUUAACGGCCGGUUGGGCUAACAUGGAAACAUCGGGGAGAAUAGCAACCACGCCAGACGCCCUCGACUUCACAGUGGACAACGUUGAGAAGGCACUCCACCAGUUGUACUAUGACCCUAACAUAGAGAAUAAGAACCUGGCACAAAAGUGGCUGAUGCAGGCUCAGGUUUCUCCUCAGGCCUGGCAGUUCAGCUGGGCUCUGCUCAGCCCAGACAAGGUUCCUGAGAUCCAGUACUUUGGGGCCAGUGCCCUCCACACUAAGAUAUCCCGCUACUGGUCAGACAUCCCCUCAGACCAGUAUGAGACCCUGAAGACCCAACUCUUCUCCCAGAUCGCCUGCUUCUCCUCUGGGUCCAAGAUGGUGCUGACACGUCUGUGUGUAGCGCUGGCCUCCCUGGCUCUAAACACCAUGCCAGAGGCGUGGCCGGGGGCUGUGCCAGAGAUGGUGCGCGUGUUUCAGGAGGAGGGCGGAGGGGUGGACGGCCGGGCCAGGUGUCUGGCCCUGUUGGAGCUGCUCACCGUCCUGCCAGAGGAGUUCCAGACCAGCCGCCUGCCGCAGUACCGCAAGGGACAGGUCCGCGGGGCCCUGGGACGUGAGUGGGGGUCAGUGUGCCCACUCCUCCAGCAGCUGCUCCGCCGUGGGGACAGUCCCGGGGCGGUGAAGGCUCGGGUCCUGCGCUGCCUGUCGUCCUGGGUGCUGCUAGACGUCCCGCUCAGUGAGAGCGAAGGCCUGGUGGAGGACUGCUUCACCGCUCUGCCCGACCCCGAGCUGUUUGACACUGCCGUGGAGGCCAUCGUCAAUGCAAUAUCCCAGCCUGACUCCCAGAGGUAUGUGAACACGCUGCUGAAGUUGGUUCCCCAGGUCCUGUCCCUGCAAGACCAGCUGAGAGAGGCGGUCCAGAGCGGGGACAUGGAGACGUCACAUGGCAUCUGUCGUAUCGCUGUGGCACUAGGAGAGAACCACUCCAGGGCUCUGUUGGAGCAGGUUGAACACUGGCAGGGUUUCCUGGCGCUGGUCAACAUGAUCAUGUUCUGCACUGGGAUACCCGGACACUACCCAGUCAACGAGACCACCAGCUCCCUCACGCUCACCUUCUGGUACACACUACAGGAUGACAUCAUGUCGUUUGACUCUGAGAGACAGGCAGUGUAUCUGCAGGUGUAUCGGCCAGUGUAUUUCCAGCUGGUGGACGUUCUGCUGCAUAAAGCCCAGUUCCCCUCCGACCAGGAGUAUGCAACAUGGUCUUCAGACGAGAAGGAACAGUUUAGGAUCUAUAGGGUGGACAUCUCCGACACUCUGAUGUAUGUAUAUGAGAUGUUAGGAGCCGAGCUACUUAGUAACCUGUAUGAGAAACUUGGACGGAUACUCACCAACACAGAACCAGCCUCGUCGUGGCAGCAUACAGAAGCAUUGCUGUAUGGGUUCCAGUCGAUAGCAGAGACGAUAGACGUAAACUACUCUGAUGUCAUCCCAGGUUUGAUCGGACUAAUCCCCAGAAUCAACAUUAACAACGUCCAGCUGGCAGACACCGUCAUGUUUACUAUAGGAGCGCUAGCAGAGUGGUUGGCCGACCACCCGGUUAUGCUGAGUAGUGUUCUACCUCUGGUACUCCAGGCAUUAGGGAACCCAGACCUUUCUGUCUCUUCAGUCUCCACUCUUAAGAAGAUCUGCAGAGAGUGUAAAUACGACCUGCCGCCCUACGCUUCCAAUAUAGUGGCCGUUUCGCAGGAGGUGCUGAUCAAGCAGAUCCACAAGACCAGUCAGUGUAUGUGGCUGAUGCAGGCUCUGGGCUUCCUGCUGUCAGCACUGCCUGUGGAGGAAAUACUGAGGAACCUGCACUCUCUGAUUACACCGUACAUACAGCAACUGGAAAAACUAGCCGAUGAAACGCCCAACCCGUCCAAUAAACUAGCGAUCAUCCACAUCCUGGGACUGCUGUCCAAUCUUUUCACUACGCUGGACAUCAGCAAGCAGGAGGACGAAUCAGGAGAGAGCACGGCGCCGCCCAUCAAAACAGCGCCGCCCCCGCCUGGGCCCAAUCCGGUGGUUGUGGUCCUGCAGCAGGUGUUUGCUCUUAUUCAGACGGUCCUCAGUAAAUGGCUCAACGACUCACAGGUGGUGGAGGCAGUGUGUGCUAUCUUUGAGAAGUCGGUAAAGACUCUGCUCCAUGACUUUGCCCCCAUGGUCUCUCAGCUCAGCGAGAUGCUAGGUCAGAUGUACAGCACCAUACCACAGGCCUCUGCCCUGGACCUCACACGACAGAUGGUCCAUAUAUUUGCCAGCGAGACGGAACACUUCCCUCCCAUCAAGGCACUGUUCGAGCUGGUUACCUCGGUAACACUCUCCAUCUUCCAGCAAGGACCCAGGGAUCAUCCUGAUAUUGUUGAUUCAUUUAUGCAACUCCAAGCUCAGGCCCUCAAACGGAAGCCAGAUCUCUUCUUGUCAGAGAGUCUUGACGUAAAAGCUGUAUUCCACUGUGGGGUACUGUCACUCAAAUUUCCUGAGGCUCCAACAGUCAAGUCUACUUGCUUGUUCUUUACAGAGUUGUUGCCACACUGCUCAGAUGUGCCCCCAUUGGCCAGAGUAGUACAGGAAGAUGGAAAACUACUGCUGCAGGCUGUUAUAGAGGCGAUUGGUGGAGGUUCAUCUCGUGGUCUGAUGGACCAGUUCGCUGAGGUUCUGUUCAGUCUGAAUAAGCACUGUUUCUCACUGCUCACCAUGUGGCUGAAAGAGGUGCUGCAGUCGCCGGGCUUUCCCUCCACCCGGGUCACCAGUGAACAGAAAGACACCUUCACCCAGCAGAUCCUUCGAGAGCGGGUGAAUAAGCGAAGGGUAAAGGACAUAGUGAAAGAGUUUACGCUAGUCUGCAGAGGGCUUCAUGGGACUGAGUACGCCGCUGAUUACUGACCCCCGACCUUGCCACGACCUCUUCCCAGGCUGGAUGCCGCAGUACAACAGCCCCAUAAGCCCCUUAACACUGGAGUUUUCAUUGGAUGGUUGAAAUGUAACCCCCCCCCCCU
Molecule: messenger RNA, 3158 nt
Organism: Esox lucius (northern pike)
Lineage: Eukaryota; Metazoa; Chordata; Actinopteri; Esociformes; Esocidae
Product: importin-13
Exons: 24
Coding region: 124-3045 (973 amino acids)
Biological process (GO): protein import into nucleus
Cellular component (GO): nuclear membrane; cytoplasm
Molecular function (GO): small GTPase binding
Source: RefSeq, a predicted model, not a curated record